Messenger RNA from Spirodela intermedia, 4209 nucleotides. The record is from the annotation of a GenBank genome assembly. Lineage: Eukaryota; Viridiplantae; Streptophyta; Magnoliopsida; Alismatales; Araceae.
AUGGCGAACCUGCGGAUGGCUAUGGACGCGGCUUUCUGGGACGUUAACCUGGCUUCUCCGCAGUCUCUGGUGGAUGGCGUAGUACGGGCUGUACCGGGAGAACCAGUGCCGCUCGAUGGCGCCCGCGCGGGGCGGACAAUACGCCCCCUCCAACUCGCCUUCUUCCACAACGCAUUCCCAUUGGGCCUUACGCCGUCAUUCUGUCCAACCUUGAAGAAGGAGCAGGGUUCCUUCGCCGUGCAGUCUCUCCUGAUUGGCCCCUCUCUUGGCGACUGGUACUAGUUGUGUUAUCUCUUGGUUUCUAGUCUCUUGCUGUGCUGACGGUGGCAGUGGUUCGAAGAGUUGAUGUCUUGUCCUAUAAUGUUUUUUCCUCCAGUUAAUGACCCUUGCUCUAUGCUGAGAUUAAGUAUAUACUUACUCGCCAGCGUUGCACUUGUUUAUCGUUGAUUCUUGAAUCUCAUUGCAAACCAGAUGGUCCGAAUGAAUUUCAUCUGCCAUCAAAAUAAAUUAGGCGUUUUCAUGACCCCCCUUCUAUGUUUUUUUGAAUGGAAUCCCCAUAUCUACCUACAGUUCAUCUGUAUUCCUCCGCAUGAGCUUUCUUAAAUUUCUGUUUCCGUGGUUGAAAUUUAGCCUUAUCCUUGCUAAUGAUGAUUAAUAUCUGUAGAUUCUUUGUUUUGCAUAUCAUUGGUGUACUUACUGACCGUAUUUGACAAGGACCGAAUGGGAAUGCACUAUCUGCAACCUCUGAAAGCACGAAAAGGAUUUAUAUAGUAAAGCUGAAUUCAUGUUAUCACCAUAUAUUCGUCGAUUCUGACCUCUGAACUGCACUUCGCUUUCUGAUUAGCAUUGGUACCGUGCCCUUGGUUGUCAUGUUUUCUAGGUGGACGGGUUUGAUUGGGCAAUUCCGACCGAGGAAGCUCAUUUCAUCAAUUAAGUCAGAGUUGGCGAAUGCUGAUGAGCUGGACCUUGUUGCACUUAGAGAUGUUGCGAAACAUUUAUUGGACAAAUCUCUAUAUGCAAUUGGUUUGUGCUCACAAUUUUCCCCAACCCCUGAUACCUCUUUGCUUUUCAGCAUUGAAGGUCACGGUGAAAAGGAGAAGAGCCGUUCUAAAGCAACCUUUAUCCACAAGGUAUUUACCCAUAAAAUUGCUUUUAACAGUUUCAGUUGACUAUAUAAUUAGAUAUUAUGGUUUGAGAUUAGUGCGCCUAAUUUUCCCUUUUUUGCAUGGGAGUUAGAUUCCUCAGUUUCCAUCUGGACAGUUUUCUCAUAGGAAGUAUGAUGCUUUAAUAUUCCUCUAUUUUUUUUACUGUUCAUGAUUUCUUUCACCCAGUUGUAUAUUUUCUCCCCUGUCAGUAUGAUGGUCUUUAAACAGUGCAUCAUUUCACAUUUUCACCUUUUCCUCUGGCGGCCUGUUUCUCAGUAAGUUUUCUAACAUGAUAUCCUCUGAGGCAGCUUCCCAAUCACGAUGUCACGGUUGAAGCUGCAUGGCCUGAGUUAUUUAUUGAUAAGAAUGGAAAAUAUUGGGAUGUCCCCAGUUCUUUAUCCUUGGAUGUGGCAUCUCUUGUUUCUGACUCUGGAUUGAGGUAUCGUUUUGGUUUGCACAAAAGUAGUGGUCAUCCUCAACCCCUUAAUUCUUCAGGUAGUGAUGACAAAAUACCAUUAGCUUUAAUGCCUGGGUUUUGUGCGAAAGCUGCAUUGUCUUAUGAAAAGAACAGAGAUUUCUGGAGAGAAAAGGACAAGGAUUCUGGAAGCAAUCUUGAAAAAGAAAUGCCUUGGUUGUCUCCAUAUGAUGAACGUCUAAAAGAACCGCAUGCAUCAAUAUCAGCCAUUCUGGGUAAGACUGAUUAUUUGGUGGAAUUUUCUUAUUUAUCACUGCUGAUUGAUGUAUGUUGUAUAGUUUAUACACCAAAGUUUGCACAUAUAUUAUCUUAUAAUUUUUUCCCAAAAGGUCAGAAAAACUUUUGCUUGUUUUGUAAAGGCCAAACAAUUGUAUUUCGCAACGUAAUGGUGUCAAAGCCUCAAACAUCAUGCCCAAUAAUGUAAAUCUUAUAUGUCCUGAAGACUAGUUUCAGACAUUUCUUGAAAAUUAAUGAUAAGCAAUUCAUGAUCUAUAUUCUUAUGAUUUAUUCACUUAUAGAUAAGGAAAUGUGGAUCUUGACCAAUGUCAAUGCUUGAUGACUACAUGGUUCACUCUUUUAUUAUUUUUUUAGAAUGUUCACAUAGAUAUUCUUGUUGAAUACAGAGAAAUUAAUUCAUCUCGUUGUCUUAAUAAUGUUACUGAGAUGCAUGAUUAUGCACAUAUUUUUACGUAAAUUGUGUUAUUUUAUCUGUUGGAGAUGGCAUGCACUAUUAGAUCUACAAGCAUUAAUUUAUUUUCUGUCGCAAGAUAGGCAAUUGUUGCUACUGUUACAAAAUUUCCUGUUGUUAAUCAUCUUUUCGUCAUCUUCCUAUGCGAAUUCUCUCAUGUUUGAAACACCAUCCAAGUUAGUACAAGAGGACAUCAAACUAUUGCUUUCAGAGAUAAAGAGAUUACAAGUUACUGUAACAGGACUAUCUCCAGCUUUCAUAAUGUUUUACUGUUAACUAUUCCGAUUCGUGCCUGCAACAGCGUCCUUGAAGCAUUUUCUUAGUUUAAUAGACAUUUUUGGUCAGUAACAUAUUCAUGUUCAUUCAUAACAUAUUGAAAAUUCAGCUAUCACUUUUAUGCACGAGUUGGAAUCGGAAUAUUUGGCUUCUGACUCAUUAGAUGCCCUUUCUCAUACCAAUGUAACUAGUGGUCCAUUAUGUUUCAACCGUUCGUGGCCAAGUCAAAAAUGAAAAAAGGGUUGUAGGUUCUUACAUUUUUCCUGAUGCCAAAGUUUGUAGAAUAACUUGGUUGCUCUUCUACCAUUAUGGAUUAUAAUUUCUAGGAUACUUCAGAAGCGUGCACCUUUAUCCAGAAACUUCACAUCCCAGUUUUCUAUCUGUUGAUUUGUAAGGACAUGAAUAUAUUGAUUCAAUUAAUGACUGAAAAUUUUGCAGUCUUCUGAUAGGACCCUAGUACUGAUUGUGUUUUUUUGGAAUAUAGAAUGCUACAAUAUUAAAUUAGGGAGCAUUACGAGCAGCUUCUUUCUAUAUGAGGGUUCUUUUCAAUUGUUUCUUGAACAAUUAACUCUGGUUCAGAAAGUGGCUUUUUGGUUAUCUUUUUUCAUCUGCUUUCAGUCAAGCUCAUCUACUCUUCACCUUGCGCCAUUCAGGCGGAUCUUGUGCUGCUUUGUUCGGAGGAAAUCAAGAGGACGAUGUUAACUAUGCCCAGGAAGGAAAUGGAACGAUUAAUCAGAGCCGAAAUUUCAGGAGAAAGAGGAAUCCAUUUUCUGGUAACGUUUUUGGGUCAAUGUGCUACACAGUACAGCACGGUAAAUUCACGGAGGAUUUUAAUGACCUGACACGAUUAGAUGCCCGAUUGGACUUUGCGUCAAUCCCGGCAUUUAUUAGAGGUGCGUCUCGUCUGCUGUAUGAUGCAUUCAGAGGUCCGGCUGAGCAGAAGGCUAGUACUCUUGCGUCUCCAAAGCUAACUUUGAUCCUUCAGCAACAGGUAAAUCUUCCAUUUUCCAUCAUUUUUCUGAUUUUUGGAUUUCCUUGGGAGUAUAUGGACUUUUAUCAUUCGUACCCAGUUGUCGUUACAUUGUGAAGAGCACGAGUCUCUCUGUCUGCAACCUGUACAGCUCCGGCCUGGCUUUUAGGGUCCAGACCUUAGAAUCAGUCCUGGGUAUACAGAUUUUGACUAAAUCUAGCCUGGCCUUGGCUGCCCCUGUUGACUCCUGCGCAGGCAUAAUUGGUCUGAUGGGUGAUGGGUCUGUUAUUAAAAAUAAGGUGCAUCCUAGAAAGUAGAGAUUAGCCCUUGUCUAAUCGCUGAUGUCGAAUGGUUUCUUCAUGACGCCAGGGAUGCAAGCAGGUGAGAAAAAACAGUUGCUGAUCAAAACACCCCUAAUCGAUGUUUGACUUGUCAAUAUUUGUCAAUCUGCCUGCAGGUGGCAGGUCCGAUUGUGGUUCGGGUUGACUCCAGGCUUGCAUUCACGUCGCCAUCUGGAAAGCAUGCUCCGAAUGUUGAGGAUAUAAUGUACAGCUUGAGUUACUCCCUUCGGAUUCUGCGGUCAGGCAAAAUCUUGGCUUGGUAUUCCCCAAAGAGGAAGGAAGCGAUGGUUGAGUUGAGGCUUUUUGAAUUCUAG